Talaromyces amestolkiae is the source of this 996-nucleotide messenger RNA. RefSeq lists its product as uncharacterized. Gene Ontology annotation, molecular function: aldose 1-epimerase activity; carbohydrate binding. Bases 1 to 996 code for a protein of 331 amino acids. The record is from RefSeq and is a predicted model, not a curated record. NCBI's taxonomy places the organism in Eukaryota, Fungi, Ascomycota, Eurotiomycetes, Eurotiales, Trichocomaceae. The transcript has 2 exons. Gene Ontology annotation, biological process: beta-D-galactose catabolic process via UDP-galactose, Leloir pathway; glucose metabolic process.
AUGUCCAACACCGAAGAGUCUGCAUUCACCUUCCUCCCCCUCGGAGCCAUAAUCCAGGAAUUCAACGUGGGUGGCACCAAUAUUGUGCAGGGCUUUAAGACCCAAGAGGACUACGUCAACCACAACAGCCCUUACUUCGGCGCCACAAUCGGCCGAGUUGCCAACCGCCUCAAAGAUGGCCUACUGGAAAACGUGAAUGGCCAAACCUAUACAUUGGAAAAGACCAAUGCGCCCAAUGCGUUGCAUGGUGGUUCAAAGGGGUGGGAUAAGAGGAUCUUUGAAGGUCCCAAGGCCGUGAGUCGCAAUGGGAAGGAAAGUGUCUUUUUCAAGUAUUUGAGUAAGCACGAAGAGGAGGGUUAUCCCGGUACGCUGGAGGUUAGGGUCUGGUAUACUGCUAGCAAAGAAGAUGGCAAGACCGUGUUAGUAACGGAGUAUGAGGCGGAGUUGGUGGGCGAUGAGGUUGAGGAGACUGCAGUCAAUAUUACCAACCACUCGUACUUCAAUAUUUCUGGAGGCCCAGACAUCAUCGGCACAAAAGCCAAGCUAGCAACAGACGUGCACCUUCCCUUCGACUCAACCUCCAUCCCUCUCGGCGGCAUCGGCCAUUUCACCAAAGUCCCCGUCGCCGAGACCUUCACUCUGCAAGGCGCUGAGACCGAAAUCGACGACUGUUUCCUAAUCGAAACAGACCCCUCCAAAGUACCCCUCGACACCAGACCCCUACCCUUGAACCUGUUGGCCGAAUUCAGCCACGAAACCACUAAAAUCCAUCUCGAAGUAUACAGCACAGAGCCUGCAUUCCAGUUCUACACUGGAAACUUCAUUGAUGUUCCCGCUGUUAACGGGCUCCCUGCCCGUGGAAAGUAUGCCGGGUUCUGUGUUGAGCCUAGUCGGUACGUGAAUGCGCCUAAUGUACCGGAAUGGAGGCAUAUGGCUGUGCUCAAGAAGGGAGAGAUUUAUGGUUCGAUAACGGUGUAUAAGGCGUGGAAGGAGUGA